Molecule: messenger RNA, 321 nt
Organism: Pyricularia grisea
Lineage: Eukaryota; Fungi; Ascomycota; Sordariomycetes; Magnaporthales; Pyriculariaceae
Exons: 2
Coding region: 1-321 (106 amino acids)
Source: RefSeq, a predicted model, not a curated record
AUGCGCACCUCUUUCAUCGCCCUUCUUUUGGUCGGCCCAACUGCCGUUCUCUCGAUUGAGAAAGUGGUAGGCAUAGUCACUACCGGACCACUUUGUUGCGACAAAGGUACCGGGGAUGAUAGUGAAACUUGCAAGAAGAAGGGGAUGAACUCUUAUUGUUGCUCCAACGAACGCAACGAUCGUGACGGUGGUUGCGAUGGAAACGAAAUCUUUGUCGCCGGACGCACGGUCAAGGCAUACGUAGCUACCGACAAUUGCAAAAGGGAUAGCGCAUGGUAUCCCAAUACUACUUUCGUUGGAUUUAUUGGUUGUGCGGAGUAA